AUGCCUCCUUCCUCCCGACUAGAGAGGUUAGCUGCAAUACUUUCUCAAGCAACAUUUAUCCCAGCCAAGGCCUCUAUCAUCGAAGAAAUCUUCAGCUCAACUUCAGCCCCCUUCCAAAAGUCGACUAAUCGUGUCUUCUUCCGCUUCGAGCAGCGUAGAAUUCCCAUGACCUGCACGCUCUUUCGCUGUCCACCAUCAGCAUCGGCAUCGGCAUCACCAGCCUCCACACCACCCAUCUCCCCGGCAUUCCUCUAUGUCGACCGCAGCGACAUUCGCAGCGACCGCGAGGCAUCGCUGGAGCAUAUCUCCCGCCGGCUUCCGAACGGACGCUCCAGCAAGCCUACCUACCGUCUCUACUCUGCUCGCCUUGCGCAGAUCACGCCCGCCGACCCUUCUCGAGAGCCCUACAUGGCCGGCCUCCUCAUCGCUCUAGCGCAGGCUCAACGCCGCUGUCUACGCCGUGAUGCGCCCACGCCAGAGGGCUUCCAGGUCCAUGUUCUCGCUAGCCAUAUCAGGAACCACUCCUCUAUUACCGUCUUCUCAGCCGUUAUACCCACUGCAACGCUUGACAAACUCUCUCUGCCAAACUGGACACCGCGCGCGGCUUCGAAUUUUGGUGUUCGGUGCACUGAAAUCCCCUAUGAACCAUACGCCUCUUUCCAAGAACGAUUACUACAAGCAAUCACCCCACAAGAGUUGAGAGAACCAACAAGUUCAAAGCGUUCCUGGGAGUCGGACGAGUCGGAGGACGAGACGAGGAAAUAUGCUCGACCGGAGUAG
Messenger RNA from Colletotrichum karsti, 780 nucleotides. RefSeq lists its product as uncharacterized. The record is from RefSeq and is a predicted model, not a curated record. The transcript has 2 exons. Lineage: Eukaryota; Fungi; Ascomycota; Sordariomycetes; Glomerellales; Glomerellaceae. Bases 1 to 780 code for a protein of 259 amino acids.